Messenger RNA from Paramuricea clavata, 2275 nucleotides. The record is from the annotation of a GenBank genome assembly. Lineage: Eukaryota; Metazoa; Cnidaria; Anthozoa; Malacalcyonacea; Plexauridae.
AUGGCGAAGUUCCAUGACUUAGCUACUUUAACCACUCGGUGAGGAGGAUUCAGAUAUUACCUUAUAUGUCCUCGUGCUCAGAAAAUAGUGUGGGAAUUUAAAGAGACAAGAAUUAAAAUUGGUUAAUUGCACGAGUGUCAUGCGGAUGGAGAGUAGGCGGAAAAUCAAUGAAGAGUGAAAACAAAAGGACGUAUUUCCAUAAUAUUCCAUUUUAUUUAUAUGUAUGCAAACACGUAACUUUCGCACACCACAAACUGUCAAGCUGGCAACCUAAGAAGAUCUCUAGUGGAAGUGUUGGUGACUAUUCAAGUAUUCAUAACAAGUUAAGUAUAUGUGUAUUUACAAAUUGUUUAAGGGACUGAUUAGCACUUUAUUAUCAUAUACAGCACAUUUAAUAAGCAUUAUUAAAGUCUCAUGUCUCACUUCAAUGCAACCUUUUGAGACCAGCUUCUAUUAACGCGAUAAGUCCGGGAUUUAAGCCUAUAUAGCUGGGACACAUUUUCUCAUCAUAAACAAUGAAACUAUGCACACGUUGGUUGUAGACCCUUGUUGUAUGAAAUUUUUUAGUCAUUCGUUUUCAUUAGUUUUCUUCUGAUAUCAUUAUUCAAUAUAAUAUAAUUAUUCGUUUCUUUCUUAGUAAGCGAAUUGCGAAAAAUCCGGCACUAGAAAAUCCAAACCAAGAAGGAAUAUCUGUACCUGCAGGUAAUAUUCGUAGUGAUCGUUACCUCAAGCUAACCCUUAAUUUUAACCUGCUAGCCUUUAACUUGUUUUAAUUCUUGAUUGAGUCGGUUUUCUUUCAUGUGCACUUUGAAUAUUAAUUAGCUGAAAAGAUGUAGGAAAAUUCAGAAAAUAGUCGUUCAAAGAAGACGACACUGACGAAACUUUGUUGGAAAACCUCCUCGAUCAAGAUAUAAAUAUGAUAUGCACUUCGAAAGUGGGAAAGAGAAAAGCCCUCCUUCUCGAUGUUUAUCCUAUACAUAAUGUUAUUUAAAACAUGUUAAUUAUUUGUCAAAAAUUUCAAAAGGAAGCUCUAGCCUAUAUGAAAAAGAAAAAGUUAGAGUACAGUAUAAAUUAGAUAGGAUUUAGUUUAAAGUUUGAAAAUAAACAUGUAUAAAUCUCUCAUAAAUUAUGUUUCACUUUCUGUGGACAAAGACUUCCAGUGAACUAACUAAUUGUCUUCCAGGAAUAUCGCAAACGCUCACAGUAUGGGUGCACAUAUUUCAUGCUAAUAUAUAAGUGAUAUCAUAAUGUAAUUAUCACAAACACACAAAAUUAAAGUAAUACAGUCGUGAGAAAAUGCCUAUUUAAGAGGGCCUUUUGCUGCAUCUUUGUCAAACAGUUUGCAAUAUGCAAUAACUAUACGGAAAUAAUUCUGUAAGACGUCAGAUUUUAAUUGCCGUUUCAUCGUUUCGUUCCGGCAGCUUCCAGUAGAGAUUUUUAGCAGUGUCAUUCUGGCAACCUCAUAAUUCACUGAUUUUUAUUCUAUUUUGCUCUUAUGAAACAUAAUUUUGGAAUAAACCACCAUGGAUGCAACAACCACGUUGACAGAAACGCGAAAAUUAAUGUUACACGUACGGUAAGACAAAGAACACAAAACCUCGAAAAUAGAUAGCUAACUUUCGAACAAAUCUGGGUCGGGUUUCUAAAAUAAGCUUAAUAGUCACCAUAAAAGUGGCUAAAAUUUAAAGAUAAUUUAUUUACAAACCUAAAUUGAUUGGUCGGUUUUUAACGACCCAGUCUCUGAACUAUUUUUCCAUCCUGGUAUUAUCUCUAGCUAUCGCUACAAUUUGGAAAUGACUCUGAAAUCCCAGUUUUUUUUAAGAAAUGAUGGAAUGCGAAAGAAAACCACGAAUAAUUCUUCAGGGCGGUAUGUAUACUGGUUUGGAAUGUGGUGAUCCAGAAGAGUUCAUGGACGCGCUGAAAGGAGCUACGAGGAAUGGAUAUGACGUUCUGAGAGUAAGAUACUGUAAACCUUAUAGAGUAAUUAAUUUUCCUGGAGUAAAUUUCCUGUAAAUUUAUUUAUCCUGCCAGUGUAAUUUAAUAUGUGAGCAAGCGAUACCUAACUGCAGAAAUUUACCAUUAGCACCUUCAGGAUGUUAAAAGUAUACUCUAGCUACAUAUUCUGGGGGGUGUUUAGAUAUUCUUGCCCGACAAAAGGGCGUGCUUGCCAAUCAAUCCGUUAUGGAAUUCGUGAACUUUUCUACCUUUACUUCUUCAGAUGACUUCAGCUGCUUUGCCCGAUAUACAGCUCAAUACUAGGCAAAAUUGCCUCUAG